Molecule: messenger RNA, 3336 nt
Organism: Ilyonectria robusta
Lineage: Eukaryota; Fungi; Ascomycota; Sordariomycetes; Hypocreales; Nectriaceae
Product: MCM2/3/5 family-domain-containing protein
Exons: 3
Coding region: 96-3170 (1024 amino acids)
Biological process (GO): DNA strand elongation involved in DNA replication; DNA replication; mitotic DNA replication initiation
Cellular component (GO): nucleus; MCM complex
Molecular function (GO): single-stranded DNA helicase activity; ATP binding; single-stranded DNA binding
Source: RefSeq, a predicted model, not a curated record
GCGUCCCCUCCCCCUCGAUUUCUCCAUCUUGCCAACAAACCCACAGUUUCCACGAAAUCUUCCCUUGAACGCCCGCCCAACGACACGACAACACCAUGUCGUCCCCGUCGCAACGCCGGCAGCGAGACUCGACGACCCCUCGUCGCUCUGCUCGUCAAUCCGAAGCGGGAACCCCGCGCGAAAACACCAACACCAGAACCUCGCAAUUGGCCUCGAGCCCGCUCUUCUUCCAGUCCUCCCCUGCCCCUCAGGAUGACGACGACCAGCAGAAUCCUGCCCCUGGCGAUGUGUCGUCGCCGUUGCGCCACAUGACAAACAGCCAGAGCACUCCUGGCCGCAGCGACUUCCCCAGCUCGCCGCUGCGCCACAUGACCGAGACGCAAAGCGACGACGAUCCUCAGCGAACUCCCAGAGCCACCCCCGGAGGACUCGGUGGAGAAUCAUCACCUAUCCGCUACGAACCCAGCUCCAGUCCCGGUAGAUCUCUGCGACAACAGUCGGAGCUUCGAAGUGAGACCAGUGGCCUUUUCAUUGGUUCUCAAGUUGGCAGCUCUGCACCCCACCGACGAGGAGAUAUCAACUCUGAUGCAGCACGCACGCCGCGCGCCGCGCGCCGCAUCAUCCUCGACGAUGCCGGCCGUGUAAUUCGCGAGGGACCUGUCGACGGCUCCGACGCCGCAUCCUUUGCCAACCGGGAUCCCAACACCUCUGAGGCGGAUGCGCUUGGUGGCCAAGGGCAAAGUCUUAUCUGGGGUACGACAGUCUCCAUCGACGACACCUUUGCAACCUUCAAGGAUUUCCUCCGCAACUUCACACAAAAGUAUCGCAUGUACCGGGACGGCUUCUCUGACGCCGAGGUGCAGGCGGACCCUGAGGCGGAAUCGAAGCCAUACUGCGAGGCCCUCGAGAACAUGCUUCUGCUGGGUACGUCGAGACUCUACGUUGAUAUUUCCGACUUGAACCUGUACCCACCUACGCGAAAGCUGUGGUAUCAAAUUCAAGCCUACCCCCAGGAAAUUGUGCCUGUGAUGGAUCAAUCGGUUCAUGACAUGAUGGUCGAGUUUGCGCGCGCAGAGACUCUGAGAAACCGAGCGUCCCAGAGCAGCGCCGGCCACCAAGCAUCCCAGCACGGCACUCAGAGCUCAGAACCCGUGUUCCCCAGCUCUGAUCAUCCCGAAGAACCUGCUACCCCUCGACCUCAACAAGAUCAGCAACAGCCUUCAUUGGAGGAUCAGGUCGCGUCUUCCAUUUACGUUGUCCGUCCCUUUGGUCUCGACAAGACGAUCAACCUAAGAGACUUGAACCCCUCUGACAUGGACCGCCUCAUUUCCAUCAAAGGUUUUGUGAUCCGCGCCACUCCCGUCAUCCCCGACAUGAAGGACGCCUUCUUUCGCUGCAAUGUGUGCUAUCACUCAGUCAACGUCGGCCUCGACCGUGGAAAGAUCCGAGAACCGACCGAGUGCCCUCGUGAAGUUUGCGGCUCGAAGAAUUCGAUGCAAAUUGUCCACAACCGAUGCUCCUUCGAGGAUAAGCAGGUCAUUAAACUACAGGAGACUCCUGAUGCGGUGCCUGCGGGUCAGACACCGCACUCUGUCUCUGUUUGUGUCUAUAACGAGCUGGUCGAUUUCUGCAAGGCCGGUGAUCGUGUCGAGUUGACUGGUAUCUUCCGUGUCAGCCCUAUGCGCGUGAAUCCCCGUCAGCGGGCGCUCAAGAGUGUGUACAAGACGUAUGUCGAUGUUUUGCAUAUCCAAAAGGUUGACAAGAAGCGCAUGGGCGCUGAUCCGUCAACGUUGGGCAUUGCAGGCGAACAAGAGGCCGAGGGUGGCGAUAACAACAUCGAAGAAACCCGGGUCAUUUCCGUCGAGGAUGAGGAGAAGAUCCGGCAGACUGCGGCCCGAGACGAUAUCUACGACCUGUUGGCUCGUUCUCUCGCCCCUUCUAUCUACGAAAUGGACGACGUGAAGAAGGGUAUCCUUCUGCAACUGUUUGGUGGCGCCAACAAGACGUUCAAAAAAGGAGCCAGUCCCAAGUACAGAGGUGACAUCAACGUCCUCCUCUGUGGUGACCCUUCCACAGCCAAGUCCCAGAUGCUUGCCUACAUCCACAAGAUUGCGCCUCGCGGCGUCUACACUAGCGGCAAGGGCUCUUCCGCUGUCGGUCUCACGGCGUACGUCACUCGCGACCCCGAGACUCGGCAAUUGGUACUCGAGUCUGGUGCCUUGGUCCUAUCCGAUGGUGGUGUGUGCUGUAUCGACGAGUUUGACAAGAUGUCCGAGUCCACGCGCUCUGUUCUUCACGAAGUCAUGGAACAGCAGACCGUUUCUGUUGCCAAGGCCGGUAUUAUCACAACCCUCAACGCCCGAACCAGCAUUCUCGCCUCUGCCAACCCCAUUGGCAGUCGAUACAACCCCGAUCUUCCGGUCCCCCAAAAUAUCGACUUGCCCCCGACCCUCCUCUCCCGUUUCGACUUGGUCUACCUCAUGCUUGAUCAAGCCGAUGAGAAGCACGACCGACGUCUCGCCAAGCAUCUUCUCUCCCUCUACCUCGAGGACAAGCCGCAGUCCGCCCCGACCAACAAUGAUAUACUCCCCGUCGAGUUCCUCACCAUGUACAUCUCUUACGCGCGCUCCAAGAUCCAUCCCGUCAUCUCCCAGGAAGCCGCCGAGGAGCUUGUUGAGGCGUACGUUGCCAUGCGCGCUCUCGGCCAGGAUGUCCGCGCUGCAGACAAGCGUAUCACUGCCACUACUCGUCAGCUCGAGAGCAUGAUUCGUCUCGCCGAGGCCCACGCUAAGAUGCGCCUCUCCGAGACUGUCACUCGUGACGACGUUCGUGAGGCCAACCGCCUCAUCCAGACCGCCCUCAAGACCGCCGCCACCGAUUCUCAGGGUCGCAUCGACAUGAGCCUUCUCACUGAAGGAACAAGCGCCCUUGAGCGCAAGCGCCGCGACGAGCUGAAGGAGGCUUUGUUGCGCCUUCUUGACGAAAUGACGGCCGGCGGCAACACAGUUCGAUGGGGUGAGGUGGCCCGCCGGCUGAGUGAGGGCGCCAGCGUACCCGUGGAGACGUCCGAGUUCAAUGAGGUUAUGAGAGCGCUCGAAGCUGAGAAUGCCAUCAUGAUCAGCGGCGACGGCGCGAGGAGGACCAUCCGGAGAGUGACGGCAAUUGUUUAAAGAAGCUGGCUAGUGGCUAGUGGCUGGAAUGAUGUGAAUGAGAUAGAUGAGUGGGCUGGUUUGGACGACAAGGGGUCUUGCUUACGGUACAAGGCGUUGACAUAUUACGUAUCGCAGAAUAUCUGAUCAUCUCAAUCUGAUUAAUAACGGAAGAGUUUCCGUGAAC